This is a messenger RNA of Exserohilum turcica Et28A, 1072 nucleotides long. RefSeq lists its product as uncharacterized. The coding region runs from base 51 to 662 and encodes 203 amino acids. The record is from RefSeq and is a predicted model, not a curated record. NCBI's taxonomy places the organism in Eukaryota, Fungi, Ascomycota, Dothideomycetes, Pleosporales, Pleosporaceae. The transcript has 2 exons.
UGGUCUCUGCUUCGCCCAAACUUUUGCGACACCACGACAACUUUGCCUCGAUGGCUGCAAAACGACCCCACGAGGGCGGCGCCAAGUCGUCGGCCAAGAAGCAGAAGAAGGGCUUCGCCAUUGGGCCUGCCAACCUGCCCGAUGGCACGCACAGGAGAAAAAUCGAGAAGAUCAAAAAGAGUCUUAUUCAAAAGGCCAAGAUCAAGAAGCAGUAUGAGAAGUUAAAGGCCCGCGAGGAAAACGAAGGCACUGCGCCGCGCAAGUCUGUCUACGACCGCCAGGAUGGCGAUGAGAAUGGCCAGGAAGAGCCCUCUGAGCCUGCUCCCGAGCCUACGCUAGAACCCCACCCGGAUCGCAUUGCUAUGCUGGAGGAGAAGUCGCCGGAACCGAGGAAUGAGCAAACUUUUGAGAGGCGCCAGCGGCGGCCGCGCCCCCAGCCCUUCCAGAAAGAGAGUGCAUUGGCGGAGAAGAAGAGGCAAGAGGCCGAGGCGCGCCAGAGGGCGAGGGAAGAGGCGGACAAGGAGCGCGCGCGCAAGGCUGCUGAGCGAGAGCGCUUCAGAAAAACAAUGGCCAAGGCAAGAGGUCCAAAUGGCCAGAGGAAGCUGGGCCGCGAGAGUACCGUUUUGCUUGCCAAAGCACAAAGGCUGAUGGGCAAAACGUGAAGCGUCUUGCCAGUAGACAGCGACACUACAUUCUGGAACUCUGGACCACGGACAUGUCUGUAUGAGAUGCCAUCUGCAAAGCCCACGCUUUCUGUAGGCUACUAGAGGACGUAGUCACAUGGAUAGGCCGUAUACUCGCCACCUUGAUCUGAACGACCAUGCUCUACAUAUAAUAGGCCGCGGGCACAGUUGCGGAUGCCGGUCAGCAUUUGGGCGUGGGCGUGGGCAUGGGCGUUUUCAACGGAUAUCGGAUCUGCAAGCUACCUUGAUGAUUUGCAACUAUGCUCCGCUUGUUGCGGAUAUCGGAACCGCUGGUGCGCUCGUUUGACAGCACGCGACCGUCUGUUAAUUUGGAAUCGCUAUCUCAUGGAUUAAUAUAGUAUCCUGAAAUCAACGCCCUUCUCGAAUGG